Molecule: messenger RNA, 1360 nt
Organism: Arachis ipaensis
Lineage: Eukaryota; Viridiplantae; Streptophyta; Magnoliopsida; Fabales; Fabaceae
Product: protein indeterminate-domain 12
Cellular component (GO): nucleus
Molecular function (GO): DNA-binding transcription factor activity
Source: RefSeq, a predicted model, not a curated record
UCUUGUCUUCAUGUUAAAGCAGCAGUGUUAAGCAUAUGAAAAUUUAGAUUUUACCUUUUUGCUUUCUUGUUUUGUUUUAGAAUUCUGGGUCAUGCAUCUCAUGCUUAUUCAAACCAAGCAAUAAAAGCAUAUUUCAUGAACGAUGAUGAUGUCCUUUUCAUCAUCAACAUCAGCAGUGGCUCCUUCCAGUUACCGAAACCCUAAUUCAAUUCCAGCAGCAGUGAAGAGAAAGCGAAGUCAACCAGGAAGACCAGAUCCAGAGGCAGAAGUAAUAGCUCUAUCGCCAAAAUCGCUGAUGGCGACGAACCGUUUCGUAUGUGAGAUAUGCAAGAAAGGGUUCCAGAGGGAGCAGAACCUGCAGCUGCACCGGCGAGGGCACAACCUGCCGUGGAAGCUUCGGCAGAGGGAGAAGGAGGAGGUGGUGCGGAAGAAGGUGUACGUGUGUCCGGAGAAGAGCUGCGUCCACCACGAGAGUUGUCGUGCGCUGGGGGACUUGACGGGGAUAAAGAAACACUACAGCAGAAAGCACGGCGAGAAGAAGCUGAAAUGCGAAAAGUGUUCCAAGAAAUACGCUGUUCACUCUGAUUGGAAGGCUCAUACCAAGAUCUGUGGCACCAGAGAGUAUCGUUGUCACUGUGGCACUCUCUUCUCCAGGAAGGACAGCUUCCUCACUCACAGAUCUUUUUGUCAAGCCUUGCCUCAACCAAUCAAUUCUCAAUUUCAUACUGCUUCUUCCAUGGCACCACCAUCACUACCACUAUGGCUUGACCAAACAAUCAACCAAGACAACAAACUCGGAGACUUGUUCUACUCAUCAUCAUCAUCAUCCACACUCAUGUCGGCCACUGCGUUGUUGCAGAAAGCUACACAAAUGGAAUCUACUCCUAUCGCUUCUAACAACGACAAUAAUGCCUUUGUUGGAUUCAUGCUCAGCUCUUCGUCUCAGUUCUCCUCCUUCAAUAACGAUUCAAACUUGAUGCAACACCCACUUGGGUUGACCAGAGACUUUCUUGGCGUUGGGGUCACCACCAGGUUCAUGAAUAAUCCAAUGGGAUCCCUCGUCGACCUCCAAACCAAUCCUCUUCAUCAUCAAGAAUAUAUGUAGGUGAGGUUAAUUGUAUGAUACAUAGAUAUAAUAAUGAUAAUAAAAAGAACAAGUUAAGUUAAUUAAGUAGCUAAGUUAAUGAUGAUAGAUGGGUCACGGAGGCAUAGCAUUGAGAUCAGAUGAGAUAUGACAGGAUCCAUCUCGUGAACCAAGUGGGGGCCAACCCAUAUUUGGAACCACUAUCUAUAAUAAUAUUCCCUCAGCUCUUUCAAUUAUUAUUUUUGGUAGUAGCAAUAGCACUACACUAGUAAUCUA